Myripristis murdjan (pinecone soldierfish) is the source of this 3090-nucleotide messenger RNA. RefSeq lists its product as uncharacterized. Gene Ontology annotation, molecular function: promoter-specific chromatin binding. Gene Ontology annotation, biological process: negative regulation of transcription by RNA polymerase II. Lineage: Eukaryota; Metazoa; Chordata; Actinopteri; Holocentriformes; Holocentridae. The record is from RefSeq and is a predicted model, not a curated record. Gene Ontology annotation, cellular component: PRC1 complex.
CAGCCUUUGCUGCUCCGCACGCUACAUCAGCUGAUCCGUCACGUGGUUUGGUGUCGUGGGUGCUUGCAAAAUGGAGUUGUCUGAGUCUGUGCAGAGAGGGCUGCAGUCCCUGGCCGACCCGUCUCUCUUCGACCUGAGCAGCUUCCCGGUGCUGGUCGACGUUUCUUUCCGCAGCCUGCUCUCCUCCCACGCCGACUCCGGUAUCCUCGAUCAACCCGAGUUGAAACACAUCGACCAGAUUGUGCUGAAACAGAGUCAUGCUGCAGCGACCACCUUCAUUCUAGAGGCGGUCAAACAAAAUGCAGACAAGUCAACAAUAAGCUCGUGCCUUGAAGAAAUCACAUUCAGUGCAGAGAGAAUAGAAAUAUUCCAUAGUGCAUACCAGGUAAUUAUAAUUAUAAAUUAUAUUUUAAUGCAGAAUAAUUUUAUUUUUCCUGUAGUCUUGGUCUUCAUAACUAAUGAAAUCUAUUAUGUUUUACAGAAACAUAAAAAAGAACUGGAACAUCUGUUAGCAAGCAUAGGGAGGCGUCCACCUCACAUUACCGACGUGUCAUGGCGUCUGCAAUACCACAUGAAGAACGGACAUGUGCACAAGGUCAACGAGCCUUUCUACCUGAUUUCAUUAAAUGUCGAGAAUGGUGACAGCGGAGGAUCCUCGGAAGAUAUCAGCUUCAGCUGCACAAUGGAGCAGUUACAGGAUUUGGUGGGAAAGCUGAAGGACGCUGCCAAGAGCCUUGAGAAAGCCACUCAGAUGCGGCUGAAGGAUAAAAGCUUGAAUUCAUCAAGUGGAAGUUCCACCGCAUUUUUGCAGAUGUCAGGACAGCCUCUGACAAAGAGCAGUAGCCACAUCUUUGCGCGGUCUGUCACGCGCAAGAAUCACAGCCCAACUAACAUUAAUAAUGCAGCAGCCUGGUGCCGUCGGAGCUCAAGUAGAAUAGAUAGUAGUGGAUGGAUUGUGGGCAUUUUGAGAGUUAAAACGACAUCAGCGUGCGAGUGUUAUUCCCCUUUGCCGACCAUGCAUCGGACGACCAGGAUAAAGAUUACAGAGCUUAACCCUCACCUCAUGUGCGUCCUUUGCGGGGGAUAUUUCAUAGACGCAACGACCAUCAUCGAAUGUCUUCAUUCAUUCUGCAAGAUGUGCAUUGUGCGCUACCUGGAAACCAGCAAAUAUUGUCCCAUCUGUGAUGUACAAGUGCACAAAACCAAGCCUCUACUCAACAUUAGGUCUGACAAAACUCUCCAGGACAUUGUCUACAAGCUAGUCCCUGGCCUCUUCAAAAAUGAAAUGAAGAGGAGGAGAGAUUUUUAUGCGGAGCAUCCAGUAGAUGCUUCAAAUGGAUCGAAUGAGGAUCGUGGAGAGGUGGCAGACGAGGACAAGAGAAUUAUUACAGAUGACGAGAUCAUCAGCCUCUCUAUUGAGUUCUUUGACCAGAGCAGGCUUAAAGUGGGAGGUGGACCAGAGGACAAACAGUCUAAAGACCAGGUGGCUAACAAGAGGUACCUGCAGUGUCCGGCAGCCAUGACAGUCAUGCAUCUGAGGAAGUUCCUGCGCAGCAAAAUGGACAUCCCCAACACCUACCAGGUUGAAGUCAUGUAUGAGGACGAGCCCCUGAAAGAUUACUACACAUUAAUGGAUAUAGCAUAUAUCUACACUUGGAGAAGGAACGGGCCGUUGCCGCUGAAAUACCGGGUGAGACCCAGCUGUAAGAAGAUGAAGAUGAGCCACGCGCAGCAGGACGGGCAGAACAGCGCGAGCAGAUCCGGGCCCGAGAGUGACUCAGCCAGCGACAAAGCCGGGAGUCCCGCGGGGGUUCCCUCCACGUCCUCGUCGCUGCCGAGCCCUGGCACGCAGUCCCCGCACCUGCAGUUCCCCCACCUCUCCAACAACGUCAACGGGAGCCCGGCCAGCGGCCCUACACAGAGCCGGUCCUUCUCCUUCGGCGGAGGCGGCAGCGGCAAGCCGCGGAAGGUUUCCCUUAACGGAUCGUCCACCUCCUCCGGAUGACGCGGCGCUCCAGACCAGACCGAACCGGACCGGACCGGACCGGACCAGCCAACGCCAGACCCGCUCAGCUAAUACUGUUUCCAUGCCAACGUAGUUCCAUUGUUGUAGACAAUGCUCUCUCUCUCUCUCUCUCUCUCUCUCUCUCUCUCUCUCUCUCUCUCUCUCUCUCUCUCUCUCUCUCUCUCUCUCUCUCUCCUUUGUUGUUAUAAAUAUUAUGGGAUAUGUAAGUUUUAACGUAGUGGAAUCAGAUUAAACAUAAAAAAGGAAUAAGGAAGUUGGGUUGUGGGGGGUUUAUUUGGAAAGGUGACGUUGGCGGAGUGAUGGUGUUUAAAAAAAGAAGAAGAAAAAGUCAGGAGAAUGGCAUACAAAAAUGAUCCCCCUCGAAGCUACAUUUUUAUUUUCCAGACGUGACUGAAGAUAGUCUUUUUUUUUAUAUUUUUUCUUUCCUUUUCUGAUUUUUUUUUCCAAAUCAAAAUGUGUUUAUCAUGCCUAUUUUAAGUGUGUUGGGCUAGCCUAUUUGAAUCUGUCAGUUAAAACAUGCAUGCUCAUGAAAACACAGUUUUUCUUUUAUUAAAAAAAAAAAAAAUUAUACGUGUUUGCCUCAAGCCUAAUUUCAGUUCAACAGGUGUUUCAGAGAAGCUGGUUUUGUUCCAAUGACAGAGAAGCCUAUAGCUGGGAAAAAUAACUUUGUACGGGGCUGUGGGCUACAUGGGAAAUAGGCUAGGCUUGUACUGGUCUGUGGACAGGAAAUCCACUUUACUUUGCCUUUACUGGAAAACAAACUCUCUUGUAGCUGCAGUGGAAUCCAGUCGCUUAUCCUCCACAUCUUUAACACAUGAGCAGUUUUAGAAAAUCCACGUGUAAAUAGCAACAAAUGCAUAUUUAAUCAGCGAUGAUGUUAUUCUCUUCCCCUUCGUUCCGAGGGAAUGACAUGGGCUCUUGUUCAGCUCCAUUUCAUGCUCAAUGACAGAUGUUUCGAUGUCUCCCGUGUUUUCCGUAUUUGUAUCGCUCGAUUGUAUGGACAACUUAUUGUAUUGUUACUGUUGCACAGUAUAAAAACAUCUAAAUAAAACAUUUUACACUUA